Molecule: messenger RNA, 1149 nt
Organism: Aureobasidium musti
Lineage: Eukaryota; Fungi; Ascomycota; Dothideomycetes; Dothideales; Saccotheciaceae
Source: the annotation of a GenBank genome assembly
AUGGCCUGCGCAAGAGCGAUACGGCCAAGCUCCUUGAGACUAGGCUGUGGUCAACGAAGAUGGCAGUCCUCAUAUUCGCACCUUGAGGCAGGCAUGACGGCGAGGAAGAUUCGGCCAGUCUUCGAUGACUUGACGUCCCAGAACUCGUUCAGACUCAAUGUCUCGCUGGCCGACUUCUUGCCAAACGCAAGCGCUCCACUCNNCACACCCCCAGCACCAAACCAGCCCCUACCGAUGCCAAUUCCUCACCAUCUACUAUACUUCGAACCCACAAAACCUCCUUCAGACUUGCUUCCCGAUGGUACCAAUCCAGAUCAUUCGCCUGGCGACCCCUUUGUCCGCCGCAUGUGGGCUGGUGGCAGUGUCUUGUUCGACACAAAGAAGCCUUUGCUUAUGGACAAUAGUCGUGCAGUAUGCCUCGAAAGUAUUCGCGACGUUGCUGUCAAAGGCAAGCCUGGGGACGAGAAAGUCUUUGUCGGCAUCGAACGCCGCAUUGCCGCUUUGAACAAAGACGAGGAGAAGGCUAUGGCAGAUGCCAACGGCCAACUAGACAAAAUACUUGAGUUAGAAGAAACUAUCAGGCAGAGGUUGUGGAUGCCAUCAGACAUCGAGUUUGGACCUGCAAACAUCAUUGAACGCCGCAAUAUUGUCUUUAUGCGCGAGAGAACCUCAGAACAAGCAAAAGAGGCGGUUGCUGCUGCCAANAAGCCUGGCAAGAUGUUGAAACCCCAACACCAACCUGACUUCCACCAUAGUCUCCGCCCAGAUGCUCAAUUACUUUUCCGAUACAGCGCAUUGACAUUCAAUGCUCACUCCAUCCACCUGGAUCCACAGUAUUGUCAGAACGUCGAAGGCCACAAACACUUACUGGUCCAUGGCCCUCUUUCGUUUACACUCAUGUUGACAAUUCUACAACAACAGCUGGCNAAAGAGGGAGGUCACGAGCACAUCAAGUCAGUCGAAUACAGGAACCUAGCACCGCUCUAUGCCUACGAUCCGCUGAAGAUCUGCGGAAGGAAAGCUGAUGACCUGAAGUAUGAAGUUUGGGCCGAGACCCCAGAAGGGGGCAUCGCUGUGAAAGGUACCGUCAAGACAGAAAAGUAUAAUCACCCAACGUCAUUGCUGUAUACCUUGUCUGUAUACUUUUGA